Nilaparvata lugens (brown planthopper) is the source of this 816-nucleotide messenger RNA. RefSeq lists its product as uncharacterized. The transcript has 2 exons. NCBI's taxonomy places the organism in Eukaryota, Metazoa, Arthropoda, Insecta, Hemiptera, Delphacidae. The record is from RefSeq and is a predicted model, not a curated record. The coding region runs from base 1 to 816 and encodes 271 amino acids.
AUGUCCCCUAGUCAAGAACAACAACAGCAGCAGCAGCAGCAACGGAUUGCCAACUGUCAAACAUCAAUUGUGAAUAUUGUCAACAGUGGUAGUAAUGACAUCAUCUGUGAUAAUAGUAGCUCGGUUAGGGUGGAAACUUCAUCGACGUCCUCUCUAUCCUCGUUGUCGUCAUCCUCGUCUUCAACAACGAGAACAACACUGCCUAGGAACUAUUCGCUGCCCGACCAACAACAGAAGAGGCCCAUUCUGCGCACGGCGCGAACGCAGUCGGACCCCGUGCAUGCGGUGGCCGUCCUGCCACAGGACAAUGUCAAAGUGAUAAGGAGUAGCAGCAGUAGCGCCAGUGUCAACAGUGAUAAUAGUAUAAGUAUUGCAAUCAAUCAGAGUGGUCUGGAGGGAAGCCUAAAACGGGAGGAGUCGUUCCAGAAAGUGAUAACUGUCUCACCACAGACAACCGGCCCAGACGACCAUUCACAAGAUGGCGGCACCUGUGUGAAACGGGAAGAAUCCUUCCAUAAAGUGAUCACAGUGUCACGUGUGUCGAGCCCAACAGUCAGUGUAGCCACGUCCACAUCACCCGACCCCGAUGACAACAAUCAGGUGACGAUCUCUUCCAGUGAGGUUUCGAUCGCGAUCGGCGGCGACGCAGCGGAGAGCGAGCCUCUGCGACUGGUGCAGCGGACAGAGGUGACGCUGCGUGUGAACGCUGCCACAAGCGACGCUGCGUCUCAAACUGAGCAGAGUGCGCAGGCGCGGACGCCUUCCCCCUCCACCGCCGCCCAGCAGACGAAUCGAGUGCGAUCAGCUGUCGCGUGA